GAGUGGAACGACGGAAUACGGACGCAAUUGCAAUUCCACCAGUCGCAAUUAAGUCAUCAGUGGAAAUAGUGGUGGAAUUCGGUUCGAAUCGAAUCGCGCUGACCUGUGUCCAAAUCAAACAAAUAGUGUGAAUAAGUUACGCGCCGGAAUGUCUCGUGACGAGUUCGAGGAGCUGCUCUACUACGUGGUGGAGCUGAAGAACAAACUGAAUGCCAAACUGGAUGAGCAGUGUGCCAAACUAAACCACCAGGGAUCGAUCAUCAACCAGCAAGGUCAAAUAGUGGACGAACUUUGCUGGCAGCUGCGGGAGCUCAGCGAAAAAACCCGUGAAUUGCGGGCCGAGAAUCGACGGCUGACCGAGCGAUUGGAUCGAUUCUGUCCCAAAUGCACGGGAUGUCGGUGUGAGGCUAGUACGUAUGAAAAUCACCUCGCGGAAAGGUACAACGAGCUGUCGAUGGAGGUCGAGUGUGGUGGAAGGAAGCCGGUUUCAGUCGAUGAUGGUAGUGAUAAGGGCGUCGUAAAAGCGAUCGAAGAGCCGCGCAAAAACGACGAAUAUUCUCAGGUGACAAAGAAACGCGACACACAAACCUUGAAAAAGAAGUGGCUUUUUGGUGGGAAGGGGGAUCCGACGACAAGCGAGAAUCCCAGCAAGUCACUGCCAGUGACCAGUAGCAAUACGGUGUGGUACCUGGACGACAUAAGCAUCUACGAACCGAUUGAGCUGUCGGCUAAACCGACAACUCGAGCGCAGCUGGAGAAAAUCAGUGCCGAAGUGAUGUCCAACAGCGUACCUCCCAAGCCAGCACCGAGGAGACUCUAUGCAGCCGCUGCAGUGGACAAUCUAGCCCAGUAUUUUGCCGAUCAGACUCCAACCGCCGGCAGUAUCAGCAGUAGCGAUGACACAGAUGUUAUGUUGAGGCCUAGUCGGAUUAAACAGUUCAGUUCGGAGUCGCAACGGGGCAGCAGUAAGGUUGCCUGUAGUCAGAUUUCGGACCUGGAACAGUCUUACCUACCAUCGGAGCAAAACAUCACCGCAGAAAACUUUGUUCGUUUCACAGUCAGCAGUCGACCCGUGACAAUGGCUGCCACCGGCAGCAAUCCAGAGGCAGGACCGCCAACAGACAACCGCCGACACGCGAUUCGCUCGUACAUGUAAAUUAUCCGAAUAAAAUCACACUCGCUUUGACAUUUA
Wyeomyia smithii (pitcher-plant mosquito) is the source of this 1192-nucleotide messenger RNA. RefSeq lists its product as uncharacterized. The record is from RefSeq and is a predicted model, not a curated record. Lineage: Eukaryota; Metazoa; Arthropoda; Insecta; Diptera; Culicidae. Bases 149 to 1156 code for a protein of 335 amino acids. The transcript is spliced from 2 exons.